Messenger RNA from Paramecium tetraurelia, 1977 nucleotides. RefSeq lists its product as uncharacterized. Gene Ontology annotation, cellular component: nucleus; spindle pole; centrosome. Gene Ontology annotation, biological process: regulation of cytokinesis; protein phosphorylation; mitotic cell cycle. Gene Ontology annotation, molecular function: ATP binding; protein kinase activity. Lineage: Eukaryota; Ciliophora; Oligohymenophorea; Peniculida; Parameciidae. The record is from RefSeq and is a predicted model, not a curated record. The transcript has 6 exons.
AUGCAAAAGGAGGAAGACAUGGAACUAGAGUUUAAAUUGCUGGAAUUGAAUGACGUCGAGGAGACUGAAUUUGACAAAUUCGCCUUGAAUAGACCUCUGAUAGAAAAACACUUUGAAGAAUUAAAUUUUAAACAUUUUGAUAUCACGCAAAAUGAAGAAACCAAGUAGUGUGAGUUAAAAAUAUAAUCUUAAUUAGAUUUUCAAAUAAAUUCUUAGCAUUAUGCACAACUACAAUUAAUUUUCUAAGGAAGCGAAUUGACUGCAAAUCAUUUAUUGCCAAACCAGAUGGUUAACUCAUUUAAGUCAAAGAGAAAGUAAGCUACAUUCUUCUCUUUUUAGUAUUUGCAGCGACUAUUGGCAAGAUAUUUUUGUAGAAUAAAUAAUUCAUUACGAUUUGGGUGUUUUUGUAUAGAGAAUGAGACUGGACAGAUAUAAUUGAAAUUGAACUCGGUGAUGAUUUCAGAACAUUGGACAGAUCUGAUAUGUCUCCUUCCUAUGUAGAAUGACAACUAAAAUCAAGGAUCACUAUCAAGCUUACUAAAAGUACUGCAUUUCACUUCCCAUUAUGCAAUUGGAUAUCACAUUUAUAGGCUCAUGCAUUUAAUCAAUAAAUUAUCUUAUAAAGUCUUCCCUUUUUUAGAGUAAAAGUUAUAAGAUCAAUAUCGUAAGAUUCCUCCUUAAUUUGACAUUUACUUGUAGAGAAUUAAUGAAAUAGUAUAGAAUAAAUGCACCACUCCAAUAACCGAAGAUGAAACCAGAUAGUUUUAAUAGCAUUUUAAUUAUCCCAAAUAGACAAAUGCAUCUUUUAAGAUUAUGAAUUUCAUUAAGUUUUCUAAUCCCGAUCAAGUAGACAAUGGUGAUGGUUACGAGUUAAUUGGAGAGGGAGGGUUUUCCAUUGUAAAAAAGGGUCAAUUGGCCUUCACUUUGGCUUAGAAUUAAGGAUAAGGAAAGUAGGAAACAGAAGACAUUCCAGGAUAACCAAGAUAAGGUCAGCCGAAUAAUUCAAACAGAGUGGAAACGGAAGAACCCUCAGUAAAAUAAAUUCAGCAUCUAUGCAAUAAAGAAUAAGAUGAUGUCCAGGCUUUUAUAAAGAGAACUAUAGUGAUAAAAAAGGAUAAGGACAGAGAGAAGGAGAAAGUAGAUAAGCAAUAGAAUGAGAAGGCAGAAAAGAAACAGCCAAGUAGGAUUGUGUUGGAAAAGAAAAUACUUGAUAUCUUGUCCUAACCCUUGUAUGAUAAUAAAAAGAAGCUGAUUUUUAAUGGGUAUUGCCCUUACAUUGCCCAGUUCUAUAAAGCAGAUACAUUUGAUAAGAACAAUAUGCCAUUAUUUAAUGAACAUCUAUUCAUGGAGUUUUAUUAGCAUACAUCAUUGGACAAUUUUAGAUCGAAGUUCUAGACUACUUAGAGUUUGAACACCAGACUAUACAUUCUAUUCUAGAUCGCACAUGCACUCAGAUAUUUGUCCUAUUAUGGAGUGAUUCACAAUGAUCUGAAGCCUGGCAAUAUAUUGAUUGCAAAACAUUACAAUGCCAAAUUGACAGAUUUCGGAGAGGCUAUGUACAAGAAGGGAGAUCAGGUGAUAAUAUAAGGAGGGGAUGGAAGAACUCUUCCUUUUGCAGCUCCAGAGUCUCUGCCUGAGGAGUCUUCGAACAACUCAUAAAUAGGUUAGCCAAAAAUUGAUCAUAAAUCAGACAUUUUCUCGUUUGGCAUACUGAUGUAUGAGUUUCUGUUUGAAUAAUACCCAAUAGAUUUCAAAAAAAGUAAUCUCGCCAAUCUUCAAGAAAGAUAUAAAAACAAAACUUAUCAAAUAAGAUCCAACAUUGAUUUCAUAAAGACCUUUGGACCAAAGCAUCUAAUGAAAUGUCUCCGAAAUCUAGCAAUUAAAUGUCUUCAACCUGAACCCUAAAACAGACCCAAUAUUGAGUGGAUAAUCAUAUGUCUUAAAGAAGGAUUGAUGUAUCUAGAAAAGAUGUAUUGA